Xiphophorus maculatus (southern platyfish) is the source of this 4209-nucleotide messenger RNA. It is a transcript of the gene git2a, whose product is annotated as GIT ArfGAP 2. The coding region runs from base 337 to 2730 and encodes 797 amino acids. Gene Ontology annotation, biological process: brain development; regulation of ARF protein signal transduction. Lineage: Eukaryota; Metazoa; Chordata; Actinopteri; Cyprinodontiformes; Poeciliidae. The transcript has 22 exons. The record is from RefSeq and is a predicted model, not a curated record. Gene Ontology annotation, molecular function: protein binding; GTPase activator activity.
AGUAGGUCACAGCCGCAGCUGCUCCUUCUGCUGUCUAGCAGAAACUGAGGGGUAAACUCUCAAAUGGGCGCAGGCUAGUUACCGAGGCAGGUGGGUGACUAGUCAGCUGUAUGGCAGGAGAGAAGCUUAUUUUAAAUCUUGAGAGCUAAUGUUAUCAUGCACAAACUCUAAGGCUAGCAGCGGCUAGUGAAAGUAUUUAGGUCCUUGUUUGUUUUUAUUUAUUUAUUAGCUAAGUCUAGCUAAAGCGGAAGGCGUCUUCCUUCAGUGUAACCAAUGGUUAUGAUAACGGGUUUAAUGCUCUGCACCUUUUAGAAAGCAUUUCCUGCACAUUUAAGGAUGUCUAAACGCCUGCGAAACACUGAGUUGUGCGCCGAUUGCUGUGUUCCAGAGCCUCGCUGGGCCUCCGUGAACAGGGGAGUGCUGAUUUGCGACGAGUGCUGCAGCGUUCAUCGAGGUCUCGGCAGGCACAGCUCCCAAGUCCGUCACCUGACGCAUUCCACAUGGCCUCCAACGCAGCUUCAGAUGGUGCAGACACUAUACAACAACGGUGCAAAUUCAAUAUGGGAGCACUCCCUUCUGGACCCUGCAUCUGUGAUGAGUGGGAAACGUAAAGCCAGUCCUCAGGACAAACUUCACCCAAACAAAUUUGAGUUUAUUAGAGCCAAAUAUCAAAUGCUGGCAUUUGUCCAUCGCAUGCCGUGCCGUGACGACGACAGCUCUACAGCAAAGGAUUUAAGCAAGCAACUUCAUUCAAGUGUGCGCACAGGAAAUCUCGAGACUUGUUUGAGGCUGCUGUCUCUGGGAGCACAAGCAAACUUUUUCCAUCCAGACAAAGGAAACACUCCUUUGCAUGUAGCUGCAAAGGCAGGCCAAGUAUCUCAGGCUGAACUGCUGACUGUAUAUGGGGCUGAUCCUGGAGCUCUAGACAGCAAUGGCAAAACUCCCAUUGACCAUGCAAGAGAGGUUGGUCACUAUGACCUGGCAGACAGGCUGGUGGAGAUUCAGUAUGAGCUCACUGAUCGACUGGCGUUUUAUUUAUGUGGCAGAAAACCAGAUCAUAAAAAUGGCGAGCACUUCAUCGUUCCCCAGAUGGCUGACAGAAAUGUAAGUCCAGAUUUAACAGAACUUGCAAAAGCCGCAAAGAGAAAACUGCAGUCACUCAGUAAUCAUUUAUUUGAGGAGUUGGCCAUGGACGUGUAUGAUGAAGUGGACAGACGAGAGACAGAUGCAGUGUGGUUGACAACACAGAACCACAGCACCUUGGUGUCGGAGACAACUCUGGUUCCUUUUCUUCCUGUAAAUCCAGAGUAUUCAUCAACAAGAAACCAGGGACGACAGAAGCUCGCAAGAUUUAAUGCACAUGAAUUUGCUACUCUAGUCAUUGAUAUUUUAAGUGACGCCAAACGCAGACAACAAGGGAAUUCUGUCGGCAGUGCGAAAGACAAUGUUGAACUCAUAUUAAAGGGCGUGGCUGUCAGACACAGCAGUGAUUAUGACAGUGUGGCUUCAGAUGAAGAUACAGAUCAAGAGCUCCCUUCAAGCAAAGGAGACAGAACCAAGAGCCUGGACUCUGACAUUUCUGAUGGCCCUGUAACUAUGCACGAAUACAUGGAGGUGAAAAAUGCGCUCAGUGCCUCCGAAGCUAAGAUCCAGCAGCUCUUGAAAGCCAACGACAAUCUGAACGACGAGCUGAGGCUGAUGCAGAAAAAGCUGCAAAUUCUGCAAAGCGAGAACACCUCUCUCAGGCGGCAGGUCACAACAAAUGUCUAUCAGACCCCCAGCGGUACAAACUACCCUGACCCGUCCAGCCCCUCAGCCCUGAAACGCCGGCAGUCUGCGCGGGCCAGUCGGCCCAUGUCAAUGUAUGAGACCGGCUCAGGCCUGAAGCCCUAUCUUUCCAAAGGGGAAACUCCUUACCCAGAGGAGGGUCUCCCCAGCCUGCAACCCUUUCCGCCUUAUACAGAAAGGGGUGCAUUUGUGACCUCUUCAUCCCUUCCCUCAUUUCCAUCCACCCUGUGUUGGUCCAAGGACGACACUUCUCAAACGACGUCAAAGCUGGAAAAGCAAAGCAGCGUGCCAGAAAGCGACUAUGACAACACAUUCAAUGACUCAGAGAUGGAUGAUUCUGGCUUUGGCAGGAGGGGGAGGCUGAGGAGCAGUGGGUGGCUUGGAGAGGGCAACUCCAUCCCUGAGCAGGAGGAUUUGCAGACGGAGUUGGACCCCAUGCUGCCAAGCACAGAGGACGUCAUCCGCAAAACGGAGCAGAUCACCAAGAACAUUCAGGAGCUCCUGCGAGCUGCUCAGGAUAAUAAACAUGACAGACCAUGUGAGCGUGAGGGAGUCCGACGACUCCGUCACAGCCUGGGAUGUUUCAGCACUCUGGUGCCAUGGGCUGAGAAGGCCUCCUCCCCCCUCCAGCCUCUCAGCCUGCGGUCCCCCGACCCCACCUCCUGCUUUGUCCCCUGCUCAGAAAGAAUCCAUGUGGCUGUAACAGAAAUGGCUGCCCUCUUCCCCAAGAAGCCACGCUCAGAGACGGUGAGAGGAUCUCUGCGCUUGCUGACCACCAGCGCCUGCCGCCUACAGAACGAGUGCCGGAAAGCCGUGCCUUUGGACGGCAGCUCAGGGCCGGACAUGCAGCUUGUCACCCAGCAGGUCAUCCAGUGUGCUUAUGACAUCGCCAAAGCCGCCAAGCAACUUGUUACCAUCACAACAAAGGAGAAUACUAACUAAACAGGCAUGCUCCAAAGCCACCAUCUUGGUAUUGUUCCUAUAUUUUCAGUGAUGGAAAACCCCCCAAAAACCCUUAUUUUUAAUGUAUUGUGGCAUAUGCAUGUGCUUUUUUUAUUAUUUAAAAACAAUACUGACUAUAUCUAAAAGCAAGAUUGUCAAAGGGACAGGAAAAAAUGCUGUGUUGUACAAUGUAUUUAGCUGUUGUUGUAGCACAAUUCCUCUUAAGGUAACAUUUUCUAAAAAGCACAUAUGUAUUGCUCUAUUAUAGAGUGAUUGUGAAACACCUUUACUCAGCUCAGAGUAGCUAAAAGAAAAACAAUGAAGCACAUUAGACUGCAUGCUGAAAUAGGUCAACGAUAGCUCUCCAAACCAUGUUUGUUUGCUAUAUUCAGGGUUCCUACACAUUGAGAAACUCUGAACAGUCUAAAAAUUACCUUAUUUCUUUGUCUUUUUUGACUGUAUAAAUGUAAAAGUCCAACAUAAAUUUACAACAGGGAAAGGUCUACAGUCAAAUCUUUCUCUUUAUUUGUCUCAGACACAGUAAAACUCUUUGCUGCUACAGCUAAUUAUCAUGGAAAGAAAGCAUUUUCUUACCUGAAAAACUUUAUGCUCACAAACAACACCCACUGCUGCUCUGGUGGUUUGCCUGUUGAAUGUGUUAAUCAUUUCUAUGUUUGCCAUUUCCUGAGCUUUGGGUUGUUUACCUUUUGGAAUCUAAAAUUCAUAUUGUCUCAUAAUCGUGGAUUCAGUUUUUGCUAUAAGUAGGCUACAUUUAAACCAACAAAGUCUGGAAAUAGAUAUAUUUCUUACAUUCUUAUGUUUUUCAUACUUAUCUGGAAAAUCCUAAAAUCAAAUACAGAUUUUUAAAGAUAGUGUAGGAACCCUGUAUAUAAUGCAGAUCAUCUCACCAUCACUUUCAAUAUAAAUAAUUGAGCAUUCAAUAAACUUUCAUCCAUUGUUCAGAUUGAAUGUUUAGACACUUCUUGGUGCUGCAAUAUAAAUGUUUGCUUCAAUAAAAGGUUAUUUACAUAUUUUGUAUAAAUGUAUCGCUGUCUGCAGUGAACUGCCUAUCUGUGCCCAUUUAGUCAGUGAAAGUGAGUUAGACCUGUUCAGGGGCCCAGCUGUUGUCUGCCACCAGCACAAAGAAGAUCUUUUAGUAUUUAAUGUUCCAACAAUUUGGUUUCUUUCCACUGACUCCAUGAUGUCUUGUAGGCGUUUCAUUCAGCUUUUGAUCACAUAUGUGUGUUUUGCUCUGUUCUGCUUCUGCUGGUUUUAUUUUCAAUGUACAACAUAUGGGCUAAAACUGUAGAUGUGUUCUGUAUUGCUGAGCAACCCAGUAUUUAUCUUCCCAAAGUGUUUCUGAGUUCAUUUUCAUAUUGAAAUCUCUUCCAAGUAAGUCCCUUCCUGUGCUUGACUGAAGUGCAGGGAUGUAUGAAAUGCAGCAUCUCAGCUGGAAAUGAAGUAAAAAAAUAUUUUUUA